AUGGAGCCAAUAUACGGAACGAACAAGAAGUAUCUGCAGAGCAUUGCUGGCAGCGACUAUUACCGGAGUCCGAGUACACUGAGGCCUAUGGCCAACGAGUACGCUUCGUACCAGAACACGCUCGGGCGUCGCUCGACCCUCGUCGGUCCGUACACGCACAUGAGCAAAUACUCUUAUCCGACGGACGUGAGCCUCAGCAGCCACUACGGCUACACGUCCUGGGGGCUCUGGCGGGACAGCCGCAAUUUGUCGUCGUCACUGUACGCCAAGAAGCAGAAGAACAUCAAAUCAUUCUCCAUUCUGCUGAUGUCGGCGGCGUUCAUCGUCGUGCUGGCCGUGCUGUGCGUCGCCGGGCUGGCAUUCUACUUCAGCACGUUUAAGACGGAUUUGACCGAUUCCAUUCUUGCGUUUGAUUGCACGUUCCGGGUGGCCCGGGGCGACAUCUAUACAACGGGCUUGCGGACCAACAGCACCCCGGUCUACCGGCAGAAGACGGCGUUCUACGAAAAGCUGAUCGAUACCUCGCUCGAACGCAGCGGCCUCACCGUUUCCCGGACGGAAAUCAUGAACUUUGGUGACGGCCCGACCAUCGUGCUCAGCUUUCGGGUGUUUCUGGACAUGCGAAAGAUUAAAAUCACUAUCAAUAACGUGGAGGAGCACAUUCGCACCGCGUUCCUAAGCGAGGUGCUCAACCCGAACUCGGCCUUCAAGAGCAUACGCAUCGACCCGGACAGUAUCGAGAUCAAGCGGUUGCUCGACCAGGACGUGCUGAAGACGGCCCUUCUCACCCGGAAUGAGCCGUAUCCGCCGGCGCUGGUCAAACCGGCGGGCGGGGGAGUGGUGGAACCGGAGCAACGUCACGUCACGAAGAAGACGGGUGUAAUCGAAAAAACUAUCCACAAGUUUACGCCCCGCGUCCCGCCGGCCCCACCGGCCGGCCGUCCGCUCGACGAUAGCAAGGGCACGGUCGUGGCGGAAUCUGACAUUGACAUGGAUAAUUUACCGGUUAUACAAGGAUCGUUUGAGGUAACGAAAACAGACGCCGACAUUACGCAGAAGCGGGCGCCGGCCGGGGGAGGCGCGGAGGCGGGAAAGGCGCCCCCGGUGGCGUCGGCCACCCUCAAGCCGUUCGCCGUCAGCCCGGCCCAGAUAACGGUGCGUGGCAGCGAGCGGACGAAGGCGACCGAAAGCGUGAAGGCGGUGGUCGUUUCCGGUGGUGAUGAAAAACUGCCGCAAGCGCCAUCAACCGGUGGCGGUGUGUCGCCCCCGUUCGGCCGGUUCGGACCGGGCGGGAAGCUGAAGUACGAAACGGCAACGGCGAAGAUUGAAAAAAUGGAUAAGCACGGAGCGACGACGAAGAAAAUUAAAACAACCUCUCCCAAACCAUCGUCGAGCGGAGCCCGGCGGGCGACGACGGCCGUGCUCGGACGUACCGCGACCACGACGAGGCCCACCACGUCGACUACCACGACAACAACGACGACGACGACGACAACGACGACCGAGGCACCGCCAACGGUGGCCAGCAAAAGCCGGACACCUACGACAAGCCGGUUGACAACGCUGCGCUAUCAGGUAGUGGCAUCGAACGAAACAUCAUCAUCCGCAUCAUCCGGCGAGGAGGAGGAGGACGACCCGGAGGACGACGCCGACGAGGACGACCUGCGGCGGCACGACGAACCGUACGGGCUGGACCACCAUCUGCCGGUGAUUGGGCUGUCCGGCGAAGGUGGCGUAAAAAAUGACACACUGCUGGAGACCAUUUUUCAGGCGAUCAUUAACGACAGCAUCCCGGAGGAGUUUGCGUCGGAUCGGCGGCGUAUCGGAGGCCUCGAGCCGGACAGCAUACCGAAGCUGGACGUCAAUCUGUUCACCAGCGCACCGGUCCUCGACAAGCAGCCCUGGCAUCCGAUCAAUCCCAAUCAGCCGGAACAGCAGCAAACUCAGGAGGGUCAAGUGCAGAUACCGGUCCGCAAGAAGGCCUCACUAGCGGAGGAAAUCCUCUACCGGAACCGGCCGUCGGACAUCGAGAGCGCGCUGGCGUACACGGAAAACCCCAACGGGCACAUUUACUACCAGAGCUACACCAAUCCGAGCUUCGGCUCGUCGACGCUCGGCAUCGAGCCGCUCGGCGUAGCGGACGUCCGGCCGUAUCCGCUGCCGGUGGACAAGAUCCACGAGGAGGUAAUACCGGACUUCAAGUAUCUGACGCCGACGGCGCUGGACGCGGCGAACGAGCAGCUGCUGGGUCUACCGCUGGACGAGCAGAAGUUCGAACAUCUGGGCGACGGAGUGAUUGCAAAGAAACCGGACCAGACUCCACUCACCGCCAAUGGUGGAGAUAGUUCGGGAGUGGAUGGGGACGCGGAACUGGCUACGACUACGGCAAUGGCUAGUACCGGCAGUCCCAGCAGUGUCGCGUCCGGUGAGAGUCAAUCGUCCGACGAGAGUUCGACGGAAGUGUACUACGUGACGGAAAGCGUCCCUUCUGGGCUUUCCGGGGAGUUAAACGGUACGAUGCAUGACGUGGAGUUGGUCGAUCCCUCCAUGGAUUUGGAGUCGCGGAUCAGCCCCGACGAGGAGUCGCCGGCGACGACGGCCCUUCCCACCAUUACGACCACAACCUCCAGUUCCUCGUCCGAAGAGUCGUUGGAGCAAACAUCUACCACGACGAUGGGUGCGUCCGUAACGGAGGGGUCCAGUGAGGAGGCGGACUCCUUGGUGAGCUCCCUCGGGACCACGACGGAAGUUCCGUACGCCUCAAGCUCGGAGGAAAUGACCACCGGAAGUACGCCGGCGGAAGCAGCACUCACAACGGUGCGUGGACUCGCGGAUCAACCUUCGAGGAAUCGUCCGUCGACGACGUACGUCGAGGUGGAAACGUACAGAUACACCCCGACCGCGACCCCGCCGACGACCGCCACCCUCCCGGAGCUGUUUCCCAUCACCAAGUGGGAGUUUGUGAAUGGGACGCGUCGGACGACGGCCGAGAAGCCACCCACCAGGAAGGUGUUCAACGAAACACUCCAAGCCUUCGUGGUGGUGAAUGUCCAGCCGGAUGGCGAUGGAACCACCGCCCUACCGCGCCCGGCUAGCACCGCCAACAUCGACGCGCUCAAGAGUGACCGUGCGAACGGUACGCAGCUGCAGAACCUCUCCGACAUCUUCGACACGCUCGCCUCGAAGCUCGGCAUCCAGCCGGAGGUUUCGAGCAAAAUGCCACCGUUCUCCUCGUUUGCGAAGAUUAAGAACCAGUACCGCAACUCAGCCAACCGGACAGGCACUCGGUCAACCACCACCACCACCACCACAACCGCCCGACCGAAGCGCAGGAAGACACGUCCGACGACCGCCCGAACAACGACGCCACGGCCAACGGAGCGCUUCCCGGAGACGACACCGAUGGCACGGGUCAUUCCAACCGUCAUUAACGACGACAUUGACGACGUCGUUCCGGUCAUGCUGGAGACAUCGUCCGAGCUGGCCUCCGCCGACCUCCUCCUGCCGGCGGUCGUCGGCCAGGCGGAAGUGGAAGUAAUCGAUCCGAACCGCUACGAGGAGAUGCUCAGCUCGAUCUCGCUGGCGACCGGCCGCGUUCCGACGACCACCCCGACGGCCCCCUCCACGCUGGUCACGCUCCUGCCGGUCAAGUCGAACUCGGGCAUCCGCCAGUUUCGCCCCAAAACCAAACGACCACCAGCACCGUCCACUUCCGUCCCUCCGUCGCGCCGUCGUACGGAAGGCGAUAAAAACGAGAGCAGAAAAAUGGACGGGAUGGGCUUAAAAUUAAUGAAUGCAAAUAAAGCCAACGAUGGCGACGAUGACAGGCCAUCCCCGCAGCAACAGCAGCAGCAGCAGCAGCCGCUUCCACCAAGCGCACCGGAAAGCGGCCACCGGAGACCACCGCCGGAGCAAUCGCCACCGACGCGACGUCCGGGAAGUAAUAAAAAUAACACAAUGGUCGAAACGGUGGUGCGGGCCAGCAUGCGCUUCGAGUCGUAA
Molecule: messenger RNA, 4002 nt
Organism: Anopheles coustani
Lineage: Eukaryota; Metazoa; Arthropoda; Insecta; Diptera; Culicidae
Exons: 5
Coding region: 1-4002 (1333 amino acids)
Source: RefSeq, a predicted model, not a curated record